AUGUGGGACUGUGAAUCAUCAACAUUCUAUGCUUAUGGUCAAAGCACCACUACUGCUCCGGACUUUCAUGCUACCAACUCCAAUGUCGCCGUCCUUAGCAAUGGUGUAGGUGUAGCUGCUUGUUCAGAUUCUACCAGGCUUCAUGGCCCGACAAGCGGUAGCAGCAGCAAUGGUGCUGAGGGAUAUGGAGGAACAGCGAACUCGUUAGCCAACUUCUGCACCAAUAUCACUGAGACUGACGAUGCGCUGAAGCAGGUCCGUGGAGGAGGUUUUCUUGCCGAGUUUGAGAGGGAUGACGAGGAGAUGGUGGUAGAGGAGGGAGGUGCUUCCUGCAGUACAAAUGGAGACAUUAGUCCGCUUGGCGAAAUGAAAGUGUGCUCUAAGGCCAAGUGCACUCACACAAGUAACAAUGGAACGGACGCUUUAGCUAAUGGAAAUGAGACUGCUAGUGUGUGGGUGAGAUGA
This is a messenger RNA of Hydatigera taeniaeformis, 465 nucleotides long. The record is from the annotation of a GenBank genome assembly. NCBI's taxonomy places the organism in Eukaryota, Metazoa, Platyhelminthes, Cestoda, Cyclophyllidea, Taeniidae.